AAUUGAAAUUAAUUUAAUCCGACAUAAGUUUCAACAAUAGACAACACACGACGGGAGAACUAUCCUCCCGCACCUGAACGGAGCCGUAUCAACGGCAUCUAGACACGCAAACAUAAUACUCCUCCGACAAUGGAUUCUCAAACCCGUGAGGAGGAGUCACCGAGAGAAGAACCGAGCAAACACACAGACACGACGGAGGAAUCCGAAUCCAAACGCCUCUUAUCAUCUCAGUCUCCUUCCUCCUCCUCGUCCGAUGAUGAAAACGAGGUCGCAUACGAAUCUCGAGAGAAAGUCGUCAUCGUCGACGUGGAACCGCCGGAAUCCAUGGGAAAUGUUGACUACGUCCCUCCCUUUUCUUGGAAGAAGCUAUGGUUGUUUACGGGACCGGGUUUUUUAAUGAGUAUAGCGUUUUUAGAUCCGGGGAAUUUGGAAGGUGAUCUACAGGCUGGUGCAAUUGCGGGUUACUCUCUGCUUUGGUUGUUGAUGUGGGCCACCGUCAUGGGUCUUCUGAUCCAAUUGUUAUCGGCUCGGCUCGGGGUGGCUACUGGCAGGCAUCUUGCGGAACUCUGCCGGGAGGAGUACCCAACUUGGGCUCGAUAUGUCCUUUGGUUCAUGGCCGAACUGGCGCUUAUUGGAGCCGACAUUCAAGAAGUUAUCGGGAGUGCUAUAGCUAUCCAAAUUUUGAGUAAUGGAUUUUUACCGCUAUGGGCUGGUGUCUUAAUUACCGCAUCGGAUUGUUUUAUCUUUCUAUUCCUGGAGAAUUAUGGAGUCAGGAAACUAGAAGCUGUUUUUGCUGUUUUAAUUGCAACUAUGGCUGUAGCGUUUGCUGGAAUGUUUGGUGAUACAAAACCUAAUGGAAAAGAACUACUAAUAGGCAUUUUGGUACCCAAACUUAGCUCAAAAACGAUUCGGCAGGCUGUGGGGGUUGUGGGUUGUGUUAUAAUGCCUCAUAACGUUUUCUUGCAUUCUGCAUUGGUACAAUCAAGAAAGAUUGAUCCGAAGAAGAGAGGCCAAGUUCAAGAGGCACUAAACUACUACUCAAUUGAAUCAUCUGUUGCUCUUCUGGUUACCUUCAUGAUCAAUUUAUUUGUGACAACAGUCUUUGCCAAGGGAUUCUAUGGUACAAAACAAGCGGAUAGCAUAGGACUAGUUAAUGCAGGGCAAUAUCUUGAGGAGAAGUAUGGUGGAGGACUGUUUCCGAUUCUAUACAUAUGGGGUAUUGGAUUGCUAGCAGCUGGACAAAGUAGUACAAUAACUGGGACGUAUGCUGGCCAGUUUAUAAUGGGAGGUUUUCUCAAUCUUCGUAUGAAGAAGUGGUCUAGGGCAUUGAUUACACGAAGCUUUGCAAUUGUGCCAACUAUUAUUGUAGCUAUUGUCUUUAAUACAUCUGAAGCCUCAUUGGAUAUCUUGAAUGAAUGGCUUAAUGUACUUCAGUCAAUACAGAUUCCUUUUGCACUCAUACCACUUCUUACCUUGGUCUCCAAGGAGCAGGUCAUGGGGGUCUUUAGGAUUGGCCCUAUUCUUGAGAGAAUGGCCUGGACAGUGGCUGCGCUCGUAAUGAUAAUCAAUGGCUAUCUUUUGUUUGAUUUCUUUGUUUCCGAAGUCAAGGGACUGUUGUUUGGACUAACGAUCUGUAUAUGGACAGCUGCAUAUAUAGCAUUCAUUGUUUAUCUCGUUUCACAUGGUGAUGCCCUUCCUACCACUUGGUUCAACAGAGAACUAUCCAAGCGAUAUUCCGUCACCGGAAGUUACAACGAGUUCUCUGAAUCAUAUAGCUUACAUAGGCCUCCUAAUAUCUCGAUAGAAAUUUAUCAAUACUUCGAAUUGCGAAGCAUUCUUUUGUACACCAAUGAGCUUGUAUACACAUAUCUGAACCAUAGAAGGCAGCUGGUCCAACCAUCCGAGAUCUACAUUCAUAGGUGUCAAAGCUGCACAGGGUUAUCGUGCAUCUCAUAAACCAUGUAAGGAGAACAUUUCCUGAAAUUCUCUUUAAUUCUUGAUGAAGUUAGAUCAUGAAACUGCCACAGUUGUUUCCCUGAAGGGACCAUGCCAUACACCAGGAAAUGCAUUUUACGAUUAUCAUGUUAUUGGAUAUGUAUCGUACUC
Messenger RNA from Hibiscus syriacus, 2106 nucleotides. Its product is annotated as metal transporter Nramp2-like. Gene Ontology annotation, biological process: metal ion transport. The transcript is spliced from 5 exons. The coding region runs from base 130 to 1956 and encodes 608 amino acids. NCBI's taxonomy places the organism in Eukaryota, Viridiplantae, Streptophyta, Magnoliopsida, Malvales, Malvaceae. Gene Ontology annotation, cellular component: membrane. Gene Ontology annotation, molecular function: cadmium ion transmembrane transporter activity; manganese ion transmembrane transporter activity. The record is from RefSeq and is a predicted model, not a curated record.